AACAUAAACUCUCUCUCAUACCUUUCUGCCCAUGGCUUCUCUUGAAUACACAAUCAUUCUCUCUUCAUUUUUCAUUCUAUUGUCCAUUGUAACGUGUAUAUAUAGAUCUCAAAAACAAAGUACUAUUGUCCCAACAAACUGGCCUGUUCUCGGUAUGAUACCCGGGAUCCUUGCGAAUGCCCACCGACUUUAUGACUACAUAAUCGAAGUUGCAAUGCAAACCAGCGGUACAUUCAUGUGGAAAGGCCCUUCUUUUGUUCAUAUGGACAUGCUCUUUACCACAAAUCCUUUAGACAUCAAUCACAUUCUUAGCAAAAACUUCAGAAACUAUCCCAAAGGUCAUGAGUUCCGCAAGAUCUUUGAUAUCCUAGGAGAGGGAAUCAUCAACUCCGAAGGCGAGCUAUGGGAGAUCAACCGAAAAGUUACCAUGUCUGUACUCAAGCAAGCUGGAUUUCAGAAUAUGUUGAAGACAAUCCUCUGGAACAAAGUGGAUAAGGGGCUUCUACCCAUGCUAGAGUCCAUUUGUGGACAUGGUGCACCUAUCGAUUUGCAGGAUAUAUUUCAGAGAUUCACAUUUGACACCAUAAUCACAGUGGUAUUUGAUCAUGACCCUGAAAGCUUGUCUAUUGAUUUUCCUCACAUUGCGUGUCAGAAAGCUUUGUUGGAUGUUGAAGAAGCUCUCUUGUUUCGGCACCUUACGCCCCCGUGCCUUUGGAAAAUGCAAAAGUUUCUUGGAAUAGGGAAAGAGAAGAAGUCUAGUGAAGCAAGGAUAAUUCUUGAUCAAUUCAUAUACAAAUGCAUUGAACAAAAACAAAAGGAGUACAAUAGCAUGAACCAUGAGCACCAAGAUGAAAAGUUCAUAUUAAUCACAGCUCUCAUGAGAGAAAUGGAAGAACAAAGUGGCAAUGCUGGCGGUGAUCCCACAAAAUUUCUAAGAGACAUCCUGUUAGAUCUGAUACUUGCAGGAAAAGAUACAAUUAGCAGCGCGCUUUCUUGGUUCUUUUAUAAUCUUACCAAAAACCCAAUACUUGAACAUAAGAUUCUUGAAGAGAUUCACAAGCAUUUGGAUGUAAAAGGGGGAAAGAUAUGGGAUGUCAAAGAGCUAAGUAAACUAGUGUACCUUCAUGGAGCUUUAUGUGAAUCUUUAAGGCUCUUUCCUCCUGUCCCUUUUAAUCUUAAAGUUCCACUACAACCAGAUAACCUUCCAAGCGGCCACAAAGUUAACCAACACACGCGAAUCAUUCUACCUUUAUAUGCCAUGGGAAGGAUGAAACUGAUAUGGGGUGACGACUGCAUGGAGUUUAGCCCCGAAAGGUGGAUUUCUAAAGGAGGAGGGAUCAAACAUGAGCCAUCUUACAAGUUUGUGGCAUUUGGUUCUGGUCCGAGAGCUUGUGUGGGCAAGGACAUGGCUUUGUCUCAGCUGAAGAUCGUGUCAACGGCGAUCUUAUACCAUUACCACAUAGACCUAGUGGAAGGUCAUUGCGUGGUUCCGACGAAUGCUAUUAUACUACAUAUGAAGCAUGGUCUCAAGGUGAGAUUAACUAAAAGAAUUGAAGUGAAUUGAACUAAAAAGCAAGUUAAACAUCUAGUGUAAGUUUAUUCUGUUCUAUUUUGUGCUUGUGAGCAUAAUAACGUUUUAUAAUACGAUGCUUAUGAAGAACAUCGAGAUAUAAUAUAUAGGAGUGUAAGUGAUAUAUAAUUGUUCUUGUAAUAGAAAUAAAUUAAAGUGCAAGU
This is a messenger RNA of Helianthus annuus (common sunflower), 1734 nucleotides long. RefSeq names its product alkane hydroxylase MAH1. Gene Ontology annotation, molecular function: heme binding; monooxygenase activity; oxidoreductase activity, acting on paired donors, with incorporation or reduction of molecular oxygen. Bases 32 to 1564 code for a protein of 510 amino acids. The record is from RefSeq and is a predicted model, not a curated record. The transcript has a single exon. Lineage: Eukaryota; Viridiplantae; Streptophyta; Magnoliopsida; Asterales; Asteraceae.